Diaporthe citri is the source of this 978-nucleotide messenger RNA. RefSeq lists its product as uncharacterized. The transcript is spliced from 2 exons. Gene Ontology annotation, molecular function: zinc ion binding; ferrous iron binding; oxidoreductase activity, acting on single donors with incorporation of molecular oxygen. NCBI's taxonomy places the organism in Eukaryota, Fungi, Ascomycota, Sordariomycetes, Diaporthales, Diaporthaceae. Bases 1 to 978 code for a protein of 325 amino acids. The record is from RefSeq and is a predicted model, not a curated record.
AUGGCGGCCGGAAAACCCAAAAAGGGCAAAAUGGCCCCCGUGCACUUCUUCUCCCACGGCUCGACCAUGAUGCUGGGAGAGGAGCACUCCUCGGCCAAGUACUGGGAGAAGAUGGGCGACCUGGCCCUGGCAAACGGCCUCGAGCAUGUGGUCAUGAUGGGCGCUCACUGGGCGACAACAUACGAGGGCAUCUACAUCUCGGCCCACCCGAACCCGGGCAAGUCGCCCGUCGCAUACGUGCACCCGUCAAAGUACGAGAACUACAAGCUCAACCCGGACCUGGCCAUGGUGCCCGUGAUCCAGAAGCACCUCGCGGACGCGGGGAUCCCCUCGCGGCCCGACCCGGCCUUCGACUGGAUCCACGACACGUACCUGGUGCUGAUCCGCAUGUUCCCCCGCGGCUGCCCGCCCACCACCAUCGUCUCGGCCCAGCACAGGUACGACCCGCACUUCCACAUGUCCGUCGGCGCCGCCCUCCGGCCCCUGCGCGACUGGGACGCCCACAAGACCCUCUUCAUCGGCUCCGGCGGCGCCGUCCACAACCUCUACCGCAACGUCUGGGGCCCCAUGCUGCGCUACCGCGACAACUUUGCCCAGCCCACCCCGCCCGCCGCCUGGGCCAUGGACUUCCGCCAGGAGGUCAUCGACGCCUUCGUCGCCGGCAACAGCGCACAGACCACCGUCGACGACGCUGCCUACGGCACCCUGCUGCGGAAUGGGAAGGGCGCGGUGGGCAAGGGCAGCCGCGGCGUCGGCGGCCCGCGCCUGAGGAGGAAGAUGACCGCCCUGAUGAAGCACCCCAUGUACCGCGAGGCCCACGCUACCGACGACCACUUCCUGUCGUCCCUGUGGGUCGCCGGCCUGUGCGGCGCCAAGGGCGACGAGGACAUGAGGGGGGAGCUGGGCGCCGAGGACUGGGAGCUGACCAACAUGUGUAACUCGCAGUUCACGCUCGGGAGUUGGGACGAUGAUGACUGA